This is a messenger RNA of Thalassophryne amazonica, 4868 nucleotides long. It is a transcript of the gene sec24d, whose product is annotated as SEC24 homolog D, COPII coat complex component. The transcript has 23 exons. The coding region runs from base 143 to 3226 and encodes 1027 amino acids. NCBI's taxonomy places the organism in Eukaryota, Metazoa, Chordata, Actinopteri, Batrachoidiformes, Batrachoididae. The record is from RefSeq and is a predicted model, not a curated record. Gene Ontology annotation, cellular component: endoplasmic reticulum exit site; COPII vesicle coat. Gene Ontology annotation, molecular function: SNARE binding; zinc ion binding. Gene Ontology annotation, biological process: intracellular protein transport; COPII-coated vesicle cargo loading; endoplasmic reticulum to Golgi vesicle-mediated transport.
CUGUGAGUGAGCAGCGCCCGGUGCUUCGGAGGAGUUUGACGUGGCACUCCGUUUUGUCACACAAGAGGACUCUGCCCCUAAUUCAGUUCAUUGAUGUUCAUUCAUCUUGGCAUGAGCAGACGAUAACGGUCAUCCCGUCAAGAUGAGUCAACAGGGUUACGUUGCUGCACCCCCGUACUCACAGGCCCAGCCGGGGAUGGGGGGCUACCAGGACGGCUUUGGAUCUGGUCCCACACAGCCCCAUUAUGGGCAUUAUGGGGGUGUGCCUCAGACGUACGCUGCUCCACCAACAGGUAUGGUGAAAUCGCCAGUUUCAUGGCCGUCUGGGAUGGCUCCACCUCCACAGUCUCCAGUGUCCAACCAUUACAACCCACAUGUCCAGCAGAAUGGUGCCCAUCCUCAAAGAUACCCUGCUCCACCAGCUGUUUCUCCUGGCUAUGGUCAGCCUCCACAGUCCCCAUACAUCAGCAUGGCAUCUCCAGCCCCACCUGCAGCACAGCAUCUCACCAGUCAGAUGAAUGCUAUGAACCUGGGCAGCUACGGACCAGGGCCCAUGCAUAGUCCUCCUGCAGCCAAACAGCCUUUCCAAACACCUCCUCCCCCAACAAUGAGCCAUCCACAGAUGCCUCCAGGACCCCAGUCACCUCACAUGUCCCAUCAGAUGUCACCACCGCAGUCACCCCCAGGAAGCAUGCCAAUGGCAGCCCCACCGAUGGCAGGCAUGGGUCAACCCUUCCCUGGGUCUCCCCCUGUUGGAGGUUUCCAGCAGCCUGGUCCAGGACUUUCUAGUCCACCAGGGUUCCCCCAGCAAGCAGGACAGUUUGAUGGGCACAUGUCAGGGCCCCAACUCGGCAUGCCAGGAACCUUACCUGGAGCACUGUCAGGUCCACCCCAGAAGAAACUGGACAACGAUUCUAUCCCAAGUGUAACCCAAGUUAUUGAAGAUGACCAAAUAAAUAAAGGGGGUCAGGUGUUCACCACAAAUCUCAGAGGACAGGUUCCGCCGCUGGUCACCACUGAAUUCACAGUAGAAGACCAAGGUAAUGCCAGUCCUAGAUUCAUCCGCUGUACCACCUACUCCUUCCCAUGUACCGCCGACCUGGCCAAACAGUGUCAAGUGCCCCUGGCUGCCAUCAUCAAACCGUUGGCUUGUUUGCCAAAGAAUGAGACUCCCCUGUACGUUAUCAACCCUGGGGAGUCGGGCCCGAUCCGCUGCAAUCGAUGCAAGGCCUACAUGUGCCCCUACAUGCAGUUUAUUGACGGCGGCCGUCGCUACCACUGUGGCUUUUGCAGCUGCAUCAAUGAAGUGCCGCCACUCUAUUUCCAACAUCUUGACCACAUGGGUCGGAGAGUGGACGUAUUUGAGAGGCCUGAGCUGUCUCGAGGAUCCUAUGAGUUCCUCGCCACAGUGGACUACUGCAAGAAUAACAAGGCUCCAAAUCCCCCUGCCUACAUUUUCAUGAUUGAUGUGUCCUAUGCCAACAUUAAAAGUGGACUCGUCAAACUGAUAUGCAAUGAGCUCAAGACCCUGCUUGACAAGCUGCCCAGAGAGGAAGGUGCGGAGAACUCGGCGAUAAAAGUCGGCUUCGUCACCUACAACAAGGUUCUUCACUUCUACAAUGUGAAGAGUGCUCUGGCACAGCCUCAGAUGAUGGUGGUUUCAGACACAGCUGAAAUGUUUGUUCCGCUGCUUGACGGCUUCCUCGUCAACUACCAGGACUCCAAGGCCGUCAUCUGCAACCUCCUGGACCAGAUCCCUGACAUGUUUGCAGACACCAACGAGAGUGAAACAGUCUUUGCCCCCGUCGUCCAGGCUGGCGUGGAGGCGCUAAAGGCGGCGGAAUGCAGCGGAAAGCUCUUCAUCUUCCACUCGUCCAUCCCCACGGCCGAAGCUCCUGGCAAAUUGAAAAACAGGGAUGACAAAAAGCUGGUCACCACCGACAAAGAGAAAACUCUCUUUCAGCCCCAGAAAGGUGUGUAUGAGCAGCUGUCGAAGGAUUGCGUGGCACAGGGCUGCUGCGUGACCGUCUUCCUCUUUCCCAGCCAGUACUUGGACAUGGCCACCAUGGCCGACGUGCCCUCACACACCGGAGGAUCUGUCUACAAGUACAACAACUUCCAGUUGGAAACAGAUGGGGAGCAUUUCCUGAGAAAUCUUAGGAAAGAUGUAGAGAAGUGGAUCGGGUUUGAUUCAGUCAUGCGUGUUCGUACCAGCACAGGCUUCAGAGCGAUGGACGUCUUUGGCGCCAUCCACAUGAACAACACCACAGAUAUUGAGAUGGCGGCGGUGGACUGCGACAAGGCCGUGACUGUGGAGUUCAAACACGACGACGCGCUCAGCGAGGAGGCCGGGGCGCUUAUACAGUGCGCCUUGCUCUACACCACCGUUGGUGGGCAGCGGCGCCUCCGCAUCCACAACCUCAGUCUAAACUGCACCUCACAGCUGUUGGAGCUGUACAAGAACUCAGAGACAGACUCACUUGUCAAUUUCUUCGCCAAGUCAGCAUACAGCGCCAUACUGACCCAGCCAAUAAAGAACGUGAGGGAGAUCCUGGUCAAGCAGACCGCCCACAUGUUGGCAUGCUACAGGAAGAACUGUUCAAGUCCUUCUGCUGCAAGCCAGCUGAUCCUGCCGGAUGCCAUGAAGGUGUUGCCCGUCUACAUGAACAGUCUGAUGAAAACGGCUCCCUUGAUGAGCAGCACGGAACUCUCCACAGAUGACCGGACCCAUCAAAGGUUGGCAGUGAUGGCCAUGGGGGUGGAGGAGACCCAGUUGCUGCUCUACCCACGCCUUACGCCACUACACAACAUGGACGUUAGCAGUGAUGCUCUGCCCACUUCGGUUCGCUGCUCAGAGGAGCGUCUCGCUGACUCUGGCGUGUUCCUGCUAGAGAACGGCCAUUUCAUGUUUCUGUGGCUGGGACAAUCCAGCCCACCAGACCUCACCCAGAACAUCUUCAACGUCCCCUCCCUCGCCCACCUGCAAGGCCACAUAUCUUUGCUUCCAGAGUUGGACAACCCACUGUCCAAGAAGGUCCGUUCCAUCAUCACCAGGCUGCUUGAAAAGAGGCCCAACUCUAUGAAGCUCCAAAUCGUGAGGCAGAGGGACAAACCCGAGGUGCUGUUCCGUCAGUUCCUGGUGGAGGAUAAAGGCCUGUACGGCGGAGCAUCAUACUUGGACUUCCUGUGCUACGUUCACCGAGAGAUCAAGCAGCUGCUCACUUAAAGCCGGUUGCAUCCAAAAAUCUGACGAAGUCCCACAGAGCAGGCCCAGUUUGUUUCUUCGUGUUUUAGCUUCAUGUAGGAUGACCAGCGAAGGUCCACCAACCUUUAUCUACGUGUUGUUAUAAAGACGGAACAAGGCGUGACAUUCAAGAUUCAACCUCCAGAGUCUAAAGCUGCCUUUCAAACAUACUUUUAAGACACAUAACUCCGAGUAAGAAUGGACGACGUGGGCUGGGAUGGCAUCGGUAUCUGAAGCUGAAAUACAUUUUGGUAUUAAACAGCAAAACACACGGAUCACCGUGCGUGCCAAUGAGCAGCAGUUUUUAACUCCACUUGGUAGCUCACGACGCUCAUCAGGUUUGUUUGUACACGACUUUCUCUCAUGAAGAAUUGACAUGUCACGUUGCAGUCUAUGCUGAAACAAAAUAUUCAUUAAAUCAUAAAUAAUUCUGUGAUUUCACUGCAGCCAAUACAUUUCAUCACAGUUUUCUGUUUUAUGCAAAACAAACAUGUCUUCUUAUAAAACCGAUGUACUGCAGGUUAAAUUAUAUUUUUCAUAGAUCCUACAAUUGUACUUCUGUGUCAAGAACAUUUUUAUGUGACAAAACAUGAGAAAAAAAAAAAGUAGCCAUUUGCAGAUGAAAUGUGAGCUGCUUUAACUCGCUGCUGCCCCCUUGAGGACAGGACCUGUGUGACAUCACAAACAGCUCGAAACAGCCAGAUUUCCUCCCUCUUACUGUUAAACACAGGUUUUCUUUCCACAGUCAUUUUCAUGACCCAGAGGUAUGAAUCUAGAGGAGAAAAAAAAAAUUAAAUUCUUGUUCACAGAUGUGAGUUGAUGCCCUAUAAUUCAUAUUUUUAAAACAAUUGAUAGCGAAACCUGAACCAACAUCCAGCAUGUUGCCAGAUUUUGUGUCAAAGCAGAAUCUGCAUGACAGUAUUCUUGUAAAUUUUAAAACUUUGUCGAUAGUUGCUAGACAAAAAUUGCUUAAUGAUGCCAAAAUAAUAUCCCGAUUAUGAACUUGCAUUUCUGCUACAUAUCUUGAGUCGAUGGUUUAUUGAGCAAUUCCAUUUAGUUUGUGAGCAGGCAUUCAGCAGAAGUAAACUUGUUGCUCGGUAAAUGCUAUAUUAUUUCUUGAAAAGAGAAGUUUUAAAAGCUGUCAGUUAAAAAAAAAAAAACAUUUUUAACAUCAAGGCUUUAAGGACAUCAUAAUGUAGUCUUGCUUAUUUUUAUGUAAUGGGAAUUACUUUGUGCAGUUUAUGUCCUACAUUUCAUAAAGUAUGAUCUUCACGUUGUGAAGCCCACAGAGGAUUUUCUUUUUAAAUUUUUACUUUCUGCCAUUAAAAAUAAGUGAGAAAAAAAAAGUGAUUUGGGUUGUAUGCAAACUUAUCUCAGGUAAUUUGACUAUUUGCAUUUUAGUUGGACAAAGUGAUUUGAAUUUGGACAAGUGGGCUUUGUGCCAUAUACAUUUCAUUCCAAAUACUUAAAAAAGUUGAAUAUGUUUAAAUUCUUAACUAUUGUCACUUACAACUUUUGUCUUUUUUUAUGAAUCUUGAUGUACAAUUUGCACAAGUAAAAGAGUAUCAAUAUACCAAUAUAUUGUCAUUUGAUUUUUGUUUCUCCUUUAUUAAAAGUAUCCAAC